UGACUGCCUCCCAAGGAGGUGGAGAGACGCCAGUCCGGACCCGUGGACCCGAACGCCCCAUUCCCGCACAGAUCCGGAUGGCGGCGAAGGUGACGCUGGAGCCCGCGGGUCGCAGCCUCUGGGACAAGCCCGUGCACAUCGCCGUGCGCGGCCUGGCCCCGGGGCAGCCGGUCACGCUGCGCGCGUCCCUGCGCGACGAGAAGGGCGCGUUGUUCCGGGCCCACGCGCACUACCGCGCCAACGCCGCCGGCCUGCUGGACCUCACGAGCGCACCCGCUCUGGGCGGCAGCUUCGUGGGGCUCGAGCCUAUGGGGCUCUUCUGGGCCCUGGAGCCCGAGAAACCCCUGCUGCGGCUGGUGAAGCGGGACGUGCAGAUGCCCUUGGCCGUAGAGCUGGAGGUGCUGGACGGCCACGGGCCCGAGGCCUGGCGGUUCCUAGGCAGGGCGGUGCACCAGCGCGUCUUCCUGGGACCCGGGGUGCGGCGAGAGCCGGUGCGCGCGGGCAGGGUACGCGCCACGCUCUUCCUGCCGCCAGGUGCAGGGCCCUUCCCUGGGAUCAUUGAUCUGUUUGGAAGUGGUGGUGGCCUUUGUGAAUACAGGGCAAGCCUCCUGGCUGGACAUGGUUUUGCUGUGCUUGCUCUGGCUUAUUUCAGAUUUGAAGACCUCCCUGAGUAUUUGAAUGAUGUGCGCCUGGAGUAUUUUGAAGAAGCCGUGGACUUCAUGCUGCAGCAUCCAAAGGUGAAAGGCCCUAGUGUGGGGCUUCUUGGCUUCUCCAAAGGAGGUGACCUAUGUCUUUCAAUGGCAUCCUUCUUGAAGGGCAUCACAGCCACUGUACUUAUCAAUGCCUGUGUGGCCAAUACAAUAGCUCCUCUGCAUUACAAGGAUAUGAUUAUUCCUAAUCUUGGCAAUGACUCAAGGAAACAUACAAUCACUGAGUCAGGCCUUUUAAAUUUCAUGGAUAUUUGGAACAAUCCACUGGAGGAACCCCACCACCAAAGUGUUAUUCCACUGGAGAAGGCCCAGGGACCCUUCCUAUUUAUUGUUGGCAUGGAUGAUCAUAACUGGAAGAGUGAAGACUAUGCUCACAUAGCCUCUGAACGGUUAAAAGCCCAUGGGAAAGAUAGACCUCAGAUAAUCUACUACCCAGGAACUGGUCAUUGUAUUGAUCCACCUUAUUUUCCUCCUUGCAGAGCCUCUGUGCAUGCAUUGUUGGGUCAAGCAAUAUUCUAUGGAGGUGAGCCAAAGGCUCACUCAAGGGCACAGGUAGAUGCCUGGCAGCACAUUCAAACUUUCUUCCAUAAACAUCUCAAUGGUAAAAAGUCUGUUAAACCCAGCAAAAUAUAACAUUGUAACCACAGACCAGAUACUAUUAAUAAAAAUCCUAUUCAUACAA
Messenger RNA from Manis pentadactyla (Chinese pangolin), 1392 nucleotides. It is a transcript of the gene ACOT6, whose product is annotated as acyl-CoA thioesterase 6. Gene Ontology annotation, molecular function: fatty acyl-CoA hydrolase activity. Gene Ontology annotation, biological process: acyl-CoA metabolic process; fatty acid metabolic process. The transcript has 3 exons. NCBI's taxonomy places the organism in Eukaryota, Metazoa, Chordata, Mammalia, Pholidota, Manidae. The record is from RefSeq and is a predicted model, not a curated record. Bases 78 to 1343 code for a protein of 421 amino acids.